CAAUCCCCUCGGACCGUGUCGGAGGAGAAAUCAAUCAGCAGAGCACACAAAUGACCAACUCAGAGGAACGGAAAAGCAAUAAUUAGCAACGUAAUUAGUAGCAAGUCCGAUAUUCUUCCAAAACUUAAGGUGAAAAUUGCGCAUCGCCAUGUUUUCCGAAGCAUAUGACACCGAUGAGCUGGACACCAUCGCCGAUGUCAUGGGACUCCGCUCACAGGCUCGACUAAACACAUUUCGCGAAAUGUGGUACCACUUAUUUCUGUGGGCCCUCUUCUCAUCCAUUUUUAUCCACACCUGUGCCGCCCUCGUGGCGUUUGUCACGCUUCGAAAGCAUAAAUUCGGUCGAUUCUUCUCCAUACUAAUUCUGGUCAUGGGAUUCUUGUCCCCGGCUUCUAGUGGGAUCAUUAGCAGUGCGGUAAUUGCAUUUGUGCAUCGCGCUUCCAGCCUGCCCAUGUCGCCUAUUUAUGCAAUGGUCUGGGGUCUUGGACAGACUAUAAUCUCGGCGUGCCUGGGCUUCACCCGAAUCUUGGCCACGCUCUAGAUUAUGGUCUGAAAUUUCAUUAUAGAACGUUCGUCGCUUGCUAUUUUUUUUU
Molecule: messenger RNA, 593 nt
Organism: Drosophila miranda
Lineage: Eukaryota; Metazoa; Arthropoda; Insecta; Diptera; Drosophilidae
Product: transmembrane protein 170A-like
Exons: 1
Coding region: 149-541 (130 amino acids)
Source: RefSeq, a predicted model, not a curated record